This is a messenger RNA of Homarus americanus (American lobster), 1361 nucleotides long. RefSeq lists its product as uncharacterized. The transcript is spliced from 2 exons. NCBI's taxonomy places the organism in Eukaryota, Metazoa, Arthropoda, Malacostraca, Decapoda, Nephropidae. The coding region runs from base 223 to 810 and encodes 195 amino acids. The record is from RefSeq and is a predicted model, not a curated record.
GCACUUACAAAUAUAUGCUGUUGUAGCUAAGUGAUAACAUUAUAACAUCACCAGUGAGUCUUGAAAGUGUAUACAUAAGGUUAAAACAACAAAUAGCAAUCCAAUCAAGUGGCAUAGGAAACCCUUGGUAUGGGUAUGGGGAACCUUGAGGUAGUGGUAGCCUGGUAUAUAAGGCGGGAGAGCUGACAAGGACUACAUUCCCCGGGUACCUCCACCGCGACCAUGAAGCUCCAGAUCCUCCUCGGUGUUGUGAUGUGUGUCUACACAGCCUCAGCGAUGCCCCAGACCUACGAGGCUUUGGGGGUGCUGCAGCCCAGUACCAGAGACCUCGGCCCCUACGACAACAUGGUCGCCGCCACCAUCGACAUCCUCCCAGAGAUCGCACAAGUCUUCGAGCAGAUAACGAGUGACCCAGCUCGCAGCAACAACUUCGAUUCUGGCUUCGUAGAGAGAGUUAUCCUGGCCUUUCUCCCCAUUUCUCGCAAGGUGAUGGAGGCCAUGGCCAAGGCUGAAGGCAAGAGUGUCCAGCAGGAAGACCUUGAUAGACUGGCCAGGGCAGAGGCCAUCAUGCCGUCUAUCUUAGCCUUCAUAGAAAAACUCCGGACCACUGAUUUUUACGGCAUCGGAGAAGACUUCUCGGGGAGCGCUGGCAGUAGUGGCCUUGGGGUCUCCAAAGGAGGAUCUGAACCUACGGCAGCAGCGACCACCCGGCUGACGAAAACCAGCAAGACCAACAACCUCAGCGCCUCUAUUGUUAGGAUGCCAAAUGGUGGAACUCAUUUUAUUAACCACCCACGCAGUCAACAGUAAACUCUUCAUUCUCUCUCUCUUUAUCUCUCUCUCUCUCUCUCCAUUUGUGUUAUUUACACUCUUAAGAACAAAUAAAUAUCUCUACAAUACGUCUACAGGAAAACAGGAACAUUUAGCAUUGUCUGUAGCUUUCUUAAAUGUUCUCAUGGAUACUGCAAAUUUUUAGCAAAAUGUAAGAUGGUAAAAAUAUUCCAUCUCCUGAGACUAACCUGGAACGCUUCUAGACCCAACUUUUUUUUUUUACGAUCUUAUCAGUUAUUCUCUGUUGUUUACUAAGAGAAAUGCUUCCUUAAGUUCUAACUAUAUAAAUGUGCAUAUAUUUAGUUUAAUGAUAUGUAUGACUGUACAACUUACACCACUAUCGAAUAUCUGAAACGCAUCUCUUCCGAAUACUGUAUUUAACAGUGUGUGUGUGUGUGUGUGUGUGUGUGUGUGUGUGUGUGUGUGUUUGUCUUCAAAGCAUAACAAAACUGGUUUAUCUAUAAUCGAAUUAUGUACUGUAUGAAAUCUGUUGUACAAUACAAAUAAAUAUACGUGAUAAAAUCUUCCAA